Molecule: messenger RNA, 654 nt
Organism: Funneliformis caledonium
Lineage: Eukaryota; Fungi; Glomeromycota; Glomeromycetes; Glomerales; Glomeraceae
Source: the annotation of a GenBank genome assembly
AUGUCUCAUAGACUCAUUUGGUGUAUUCGUCGAGUAUUGACAACCAAUCAGACUUCGUUGGUCUUGCCUAAACCGACAUGUUUUUGUUUAAACGGCAAUAAGCUUGCGUUCUUAACAAACCAACGAAGGUUGGUUGGUUGCCAAAGCACCAAACCGAAAAAAUCGAACGUCUAUACCAGAACCGGGGACAAAGGCACGUCGAUGCUUUAUAAUGGAGAGCGAAGAAUUAAAAACGAUGAUAUUUUUAACGCAUUGGGAACUGUUGAUGAAUUGAGUUCAUGUAUAGGGAUAGCAAACCAUUAUUGUAAGAAAGUUGAUAAUGGGUUAGAAAGCAAAUUAAUUGAAAUUCAGUGUAAAUUGAUUGAGGUAGGAUCCAAUAUCGCCACUCCAAGAAGUUCCUCGCACGCGUCAAAAUUAUCGAUUACUACGUUUGAUGAAGAAAACGUCAAAGUCUUGGAAUCUUGGAUUGAUACUUUGGAUGCCCAACUACCUCCUUUGAAACAUUUCAUCCUUCCUUCCGGUGGAGAAAGUUCCGUGUUUUUGCACCAGUGUCGCUCAGUAUGUCGCAGGGCUGAACGUGUAACCGUACCUUUGUUAGAAGCUGGAACUGUAGAAGCGACUGUAGGAAAAUAUUUAAACAGGCAUAUUGAGUGA